Messenger RNA from Anolis sagrei ordinatus, 2039 nucleotides. RefSeq names its product Cbl proto-oncogene like 1 (gene CBLL1). NCBI's taxonomy places the organism in Eukaryota, Metazoa, Chordata, Lepidosauria, Squamata, Anolidae. Gene Ontology annotation, molecular function: ubiquitin protein ligase activity. Gene Ontology annotation, biological process: protein ubiquitination; regulation of cell adhesion. The record is from RefSeq and is a predicted model, not a curated record.
CCGCCCACCCGCUCGCGCCAGGACACUUCCCGUCCAGAGUGCCCUGCCUCGAAUCAUGGACCACAAUGACAAUGAUUUGCAAGGUACAAAUAGUACUGGGACAUUGGGUGGUCUUGAUGUUCGCCGACGUAUCCCUAUAAAGCUUAUCUCCAAACAGACCAACAAAACAAAGCCUACACCACCUCGUCCUGCAAGAAGUAUGAAUAGAGUACCAUCAAAACCUGGAGAAGAAGAAGAAUUCGACUACAACGAUGAAGAACGGUAUGAAUGUAAAAGUGGUGAAGUAUUUAGUAAUCAGAGGAGGUUCCCUGGACACCUUUUCUGGGACUUCAAGAUAAAUUUGCUUGGAGAGAAGGAUGAUACCCCAGUACAUUUCUGUGACAAGUGUGGGCUACCCAUCAAAAUGUAUGGACGCAUGAUACCAUGCAAGCAUGUUUUCUGCUAUGAAUGUGCUCUUUUACAUGAAAAGAAGGGUGACAAAAUGUGUCCAGGGAAGGAGGCGCACAACCCGCAGCAAUCCUCAGGUUGGAAAAUUGGCCCCUAUACCUACCCCAUAUGUAAAAGCUGUAAUGAGCCUGUGCAGCGGAUUGAGCAAUGUGGGCGAGGGUCUCUCUUCAUGUGUAGCAUUGUGCAAGGGUGCAAGCGAACGUAUUUAUCCCAGAGGGACUUGCAGGCUCACAUCAACCACCGCCACAUGAGAGCUGGCAAACCAGUGGCACGCCCUCCGCUAGAACCUGUUCACCCUCCCAUUGUCCCUCCUCCGGCUGAAAUCCCAGAGCGCUUCAUCAUGCCGCCUGAUAAGCAUCACCUGAGCCACAUUCCCCCGAAGCAGCACAUCAUGAUGCCUCCUCCGCCGUUGCAGCAUGUGCCCCAUGAGCACUAUAACCAGCCACAUGAAGACACCCGUUCAUCCCCGGCAGAAAUGUCCAUGGCUCCUCCUCCCCCUCGCUCGGUCAAUCAAGAUACCUUUCGCAUGUCGACACGGAAACACAGCAAUCUUAUAACUGUCCCUAUUCAAGAUGACUCAAACUCGGGUGCACGAGAACCACCUCCGCCAGCCAUGACACCUGCUCAUCAUCAUCCUGAAUACCAGGGCCAGCCUGUGGUGGCACACCCUCAUCAUAUUAUGCCACCGCAGCAACAUUAUGCACCACCCCCUCCCCCACCGCCACCAAUCAGUCAUCCAAUGCAGCACCCUCCCCAGGCAGCGGGUACUCCUCAUCUGGUGUAUAGCCAAGCGCCACCACCUCCUAUGACCUCUGCUCCUCCACCAAUUACCCCUCCCCCUGGACAUAUUAUUGCCCAGCUGCCGCCAUAUAUGAACCAUCCUCCUCCUGGACCACCACCCCCUCAGCAUGGGGGCCCCCCUGUAAAUGUAAAUGCACCCCCUCCCCAUCACUAUAACCCCAAUGCUUUGCCAAAGUUCAGUGAAGACCAAGGAACUCUCAGCCCUCCUUUCACUCAGCCGGGUGGGAUGAGUCCAGGCAUCUGGCCCGCUCCGAGGGGGCCACCACCAAGAAUGCAAGGCCCACCAUCUCAAGCUCCUCUUCCUGGACCGCACCAUCCCGAUCAAGCCAGAUACAGGCCAUAUUAUCAAUGAUAUUAGUUGUAAUUUGAACUAACGUAUGACAUAGGAAGGAUAACAUUCUAAACAGCCACCUUUUAAUGAUUCUGACUGUUUGGACAGUUCUUUUUUGGUUUGUUUUGCUUCGUUUCCUUGGAAACAAACUUGUGACUGUAAAACUCUGGGGAUUUGACUCUUAAGGUAAAUUUUUAAAGCCUUGGUUGUAGGACUCUUGGCAUCUGAUAUACUGUAGUGCUAAGUGGCUUUUUAGUUGCCAGAUGCGUUUUAACAGGCAUUGUACCCAUAGUCUGUUUGAACUUCCCCAGAUAUGAACUAUUUGUAAUAUUUCCUGAACAAUUGGACAUUUAUUGUACCACUUUAAAGUAUUUUUGUUAAAUUUGAUGGUUAGUUUCAUUUGUGAUACAUUUUAUUUUUUGUCAACCUGUGUAUAAUUAAAUUUAAAAUAUGGUCAAAA